Molecule: messenger RNA, 681 nt
Organism: Miscanthus lutarioriparius
Lineage: Eukaryota; Viridiplantae; Streptophyta; Magnoliopsida; Poales; Poaceae
Source: the annotation of a GenBank genome assembly
AUGUCUUGCUUCGGCGCCGCCAUGCCAACGACGACGGGCGGCACCUACCACUACUCGUCCUCGUCGUCGGGGCGGCCGGGCGGCGGCAGGAGGCCGUGGCGCGCCAAGUGCGUCGGCAUCGCGGCGGCCGUCGGGUCCAGGCUCCGGAGGUCGGUCAUCGGGGGCGUCGACGUUCGCCGACGUUGGCGCACGGCGUCCUCCGUGCACUACUCGCAGAGCGGGUGGUGCCACCACCACCACCACCAACGGAGCUUCGCGCCGGUCUACGUCGACGACCUCUACAGCCACCACCAGCUGCAGCAGCCAGCGGCCAAGGCCCUCCGCGGCGUCGUGCAGCAGGAUGAGCCGAGCACCAGCGCCCGCGACAAGCUGGCGACGCCGGCGGCUGCAGCACCCGCGCACGCCGCCGCUGCCAGUGCCGCGGGCAGCAAGGCCACCACUGCCAGCGCUGGCAAGCAGCAGCAGGCGCGCGCCAUGGCGGCGGGCGUCGGCGCGAUGAGGAACGUGUUGCUGCGGAGCCCCGGAAGAGGCGGCAGCGGAGGCGUGCUCGGGGUGGUGAAGGGGAUGGGGGAGGUGGACCUCAGGGCCGAGCUCUUCAUCCGCAAGUUCAGGGAGGACAUGCGGCUGCAGAGCCAGCGCUCGGCGGAGGAGUUCCAGGCCAUGCUCGCAAGAGGCCUAUGA